AUGGCUAUGAUCACCAUCAUCUCCGCAGUAGCGUCAGCCUUCAUCGUCCUCGCGGUGUACUACGGCAUCAUCAACCCCGGAUUCAUCUCUCCACUCGCCAAGAUACCUGCGGCGCAUUGGUCGUGUCACUAUGCCCCUCUCUGGAUCCUCGCUGUGAGGUGGAACCGCUGUGAGAACAGGGUGCUACUUGAGGCGCAUCGCCGGCUGGGCCCUGUCGUGCGCAUCGGGCCCAAAGACGUCAGCAUCGACGGCAUCGACGGACUGAGAAUCAUCUACCAGGGCGGCUUUGAAAAGGACCCGUGGUAUAGCGUGUUCAGAAAUUAUGGCAUCGACAACAUGUUUUCCACCCUCUCCUCUCGCCCUCACUCACUCCGCAAGCGAGCCGUGUCAAAUGUAUACUCCAAGUCCUUCAUCCACGCCUCUCAUGCCGCCAAGGCCCAGACCACAGCCGUCGUGCAGAACCGGUUGCUGCCGUUGCUACGCGCAAAGUCGGCAUCUUCGUGUACCGGUGUUGACGUGUUUCCCAUCUUUCUCGCGUGCGCCAUGGACCUCAUUGCAGCCUACGUCUUUGGCCUCGCCGGCGGGACAGACUUUGUACGCCGCGCCGAUGAACGCGAUCCCUGGUUGGCGCUGUAUCUCGCCCGCGCCGAGCAUGGCUUUUGGCCACAGGAGCUGCCGGUCCUGACGCGGGGCCAACGCCCAGCUGAACACCUGGAACCGGACGAUGUGCGACGAAGCGCAGCGCGGGCGCAAACGGCUGAUGGCGGGGCCGAAGACCGAGACGCGGUGGACGAGGCUGUCGUUCUCGACGCCAUCAACACUUGGAUUGACCGGGAGGCGCGCACGGCUGGUGAGGACAGUCUCCUGUUCACGACGAGCAUCUCGCGACGCGGUGACGCCGUUGCGUCGGAGGUUAUGGACCACCUCCUCGCUGGCCAGGAGACGGCCGGCAUCGCUCUCACGUAUGCGACAUGGCACCUCUCACGGACCCUGCGCCUGCACGCGCCGAUUCCCGGGCCUGAGCCGCGUCGAACACCUCCAACCGGUUGUUGCAUCGCUGGUUACACGAUCUCCGGCGAUGUCCGGGUAGCCUGUCUCGCGCACACGCUCCACCGCGAUGAGACGGCGUUCCCGGACCCAGAGCACUGGGCGCCCACGCGGUGGCUCGUCGAGGAUGGCCAGAAGCGGGAGAUGCUUCGCCGAUUCUGGACAUUCGGCAGCGGCGGCCGGAUGUGUCUGGGCUCCAAUUUUGCCAUGAACGAAAUGAAGAACAUUCUCGCCGCGAUUUACACCCACUUUCGAACGUUUGUGGUCGAUGAUACGGGCAUCACACAGGAAGAUGCGUAUACCGCGCGGCCAACUGGCGAGAGCUUGACACUGCGUUUUGAGCCUGUUGAGAGCUAG
Verticillium alfalfae VaMs.102 is the source of this 1404-nucleotide messenger RNA. RefSeq lists its product as hypothetical. Lineage: Eukaryota; Fungi; Ascomycota; Sordariomycetes; Glomerellales; Plectosphaerellaceae. The transcript has 5 exons. The coding region runs from base 1 to 1404 and encodes 467 amino acids. Gene Ontology annotation, molecular function: monooxygenase activity; iron ion binding; oxidoreductase activity, acting on paired donors, with incorporation or reduction of molecular oxygen. The record is from RefSeq and is a predicted model, not a curated record.